UAUUACGGCAUAAAAUGUACUCCUUAGAUUAUUUCUGAGUUUCCCAGAGGCGAGAUUAAUUUUAAUCUAAUCUUUAUUCUCCUGCGCCGACGAGUGCUUCUGAUUUCUGAACUGUCUCAUCUCCGAUAAUCAUCCACUGCCCACCUUACUCUGUUCGAUUAUUUUGCUUUAUCUUUAUACCUGCAGAAGUAUAUAAGUCAGGGGCGUUUAGGAGUUUUGGAAUGUCACAUAGCAGUAGUGAAAGCAGUCGAGGUGUGGCGAUUGGUUCUGAAUUCCAUUUGUCGGACGAGGUGUUAUCGGUUAUCCCGACUGAUCCGUAUGAGCAGUUGGAUCUGGCUCGGAAAAUCACUUCAAUGGCGAUUGCGUCCCGCGUGACGAAGCUGGAGUCAGAAGUGGGGCGGCUUCGAGGAAUGCUUCAUGACAAGGACCGUGCUAUUGUUGAGCUCGAGGAUAAGGUCUCCCACCUCGAGCAAAGCUACCAGGAAUCCGAAUUACGAUUGAAAAUCACCCGUGAAGAUAAUAUGAAGCUUUUGAAGGAGAGGGAUACACUGGCUUUGACAGCAAAGAAGCUUGGUCGUGAUUUAGAAAAGCUGGAGUUGUUCAAGAGGCAAUUGAUGCAAUCUCUGAGUGAAGACAAUUCAACUCAAUCAGAAGCAGUUGAUAUUGGCACUUAUGAUCAAUUAGCUGCAAAGUCACUUUCUCCUAAAGAUGCUGCUAAUGGCUACAUCUCACAAUAUGCCUUUAAUGGGGCUAAAGAGAGUGCAGGUGUCAAUGAUGAUGCAUCAAAACAAUCUAUUCAAAGAUUUUCCGUGACGCCUUACAUAACUCCCCGGCUUACCCCAACUGGAACGCCAAAGGUAGCAUCAGCUAGUGUAUCUCCCAGGCGAUAUUCUGCUGCUGAGUCUCCUCACAUAGCAUCUGGCGCAACAUCGCCCACAAAUUCUCAUUACGAGGGUCGGGGUUCAAUGUCGUCUUUUUUUCCAUCAAGUCAACAAUCUUCAGCUGCAAACUCACCACCAAGAUCACGCCCUACGUCAGGUCAAACUCCUCGAAUAGAUGGGAAGGAGUUCUUUCGUCAAGCCAGGAGUCGUCUAUCGUACGAGCAGUUCAGUGCAUUUUUGGCUAACAUAAAGGAGUUAAAUGCACAUAAGCAAUCUCGUGAGGAAACUUUGAGGAAAGCGGAAGAUAUAUUUGGCAAGGAUAACAAGGAUCUUUAUACAUUGUUCCAAGGUUUGCUUAACCGCAAUGCACGAUAGAAUUGUACCUGUAGCUUAUAUUCAUGUGUUUAUCCCUACCUUCAUGGUGGUUGCUUAGGUUUUCAUGUUCUGUUUUUCUUGGUAGACAUUCUAUCCGUGCUUAUCUCUCAUUGAAAGAUUUGUAACACAAAACUUGUUCAGUUGAUAUGAGAUUCAUCAGUAAUAAUGUUUCAUGAGUUAGGCUCUGUUUGGUUUCAUGAUUCGGCAUGUUCUUCUCUGCAAAAUAAUCAGAAACCUCAGUUAUUU
Messenger RNA from Cuscuta epithymum, 1502 nucleotides. The record is from the annotation of a GenBank genome assembly. NCBI's taxonomy places the organism in Eukaryota, Viridiplantae, Streptophyta, Magnoliopsida, Solanales, Convolvulaceae.